This is a messenger RNA of Dictyostelium purpureum, 4458 nucleotides long. RefSeq lists its product as uncharacterized. Lineage: Eukaryota; Evosea; Eumycetozoa; Dictyosteliales; Dictyosteliaceae. The transcript is spliced from 2 exons. The record is from RefSeq and is a predicted model, not a curated record. Bases 1 to 4458 code for a protein of 1485 amino acids.
AUGAUAAUUAAUAGGGUUUUAUUAAUUGUUUUAAUAUGUAUAUAUUUAAUAGAAGUUAUAAAUUCAAAAGAUAAUAAUGGUUAUAAUAAUAUUUAUAUAGAUUCACAAAAUAAAAAUGGGAAUGGUACAAUUGAAAAUCCAUAUCAAGAUUUAUGUUUUGUUUUUGAUUUAAUCAGUCCUACCACUAUUCACAUUGCAUAUGGAGAUUACACAGCAUCGCAAUGUUUUUUUAAAAUAUCAAAUAAAAAUAUUACAAUAAAACCAUAUAAUAGUAAUAACAAUAAUGGUUUUAAUAAAGUUUAUAUAAAUUAUAUUUAUUUCACAAUUGAAGAUUCCAUAGUUACAAUAGAUAAUAUAAAUUUAAAUUUUAAUAAUGAUCAACAACUCAAUUCAAGCCAAUCUACUGUAUAUCUUAAUAAUUUAGAAAUAAAAUCAAAAAAUGAUUAUAGACAACUUAAUUCAGAAUAUCCAUCAAUAAUAUAUAACUAUCAAAGCACAUUGGUAAUUAAUAAUGCAACAAUAAUGGCUCUAGAUAAUUCAGCGAUUCAGCUAUUAAAUUCACAAGAUUCAUCCAUUUUAUUUAAUAAUAUAAUAAUCUCUGGUUUUAAAAAUAGUCAACCUAUAGUAUCAAUAGAAACAAAUAGUGAUAAAAAUAUAAAUAGUUUUACCAGUCUUACAUUCAGAUAUUGUGAACUUUCCACAUUUUUCAACUUUGUAAACUAUUACAAUAAAUCAGAAUUAAUAAUCGAUACAGUUUAUUUAAUACAAAAUAAUAAUUUUAAUUUUUUAAAUAUAAUAAGUAAUAAUAAAUAUAAUUAUAUCACAAUUUCAAAUAUAAAUACACCCAAUCCAAUAAUUAACACAAAGUGUAGUUUAAAUAGAUUUUUAAAAAUAUCCAACACUACCUAUAAUCCACCACCCACAAUACCUUAUAAUGAAAUCACCGUAAAUAAUUCAACAUUUAAUUGUAUGGGAUCAAGUUUUUUUAAAGAUUCGAAAAUUCAAUACAAGCAAGUCUCUAUUACCACUGCCUUUGCAAAUAGUGAUUUCAUGUCAAUUAUAGACUCAACUAUAGAGCUUAUUGGGUGCAAGUUUGUAACCAACAAUUAUGAUACUUCAAAUUACCUAUUUUCAGCAUUUUCCAAUUAUAAUAUCUCUUUUGAUCAAUGUAUAUUCGAAGGUUCAUCAACAUCUUUUAUUAAAUCUAAAAAAGGUAAUGAUUAUCUUAGUUCCGGAGAGAUCUCUAUUCAAAAUUCAAAAUUCAAUGAUAUAAAUUCAAACUUUUACCCAUUUUUAGAUAUUCAAGAUUGUAUAUUCACCAUUUCCAAUAGUGAUUUCCAAACGUUUAACAGUUCCCAAGCUCCGUUUUUAACUAUUUCAAACUCAGAAGUUUACCUCACUCAAGCAUCCUUCAAAGAUUUUUUAAUUGGUAAUUAUUUUUUGUAUUCAUAUUCAUCAUACAUCACAAUUAAUCAGUUUGAAAUGAUUGGUUGUAUCUUUGGCAUUAGAAAGUUUUCUGAGUUAGAAACAGUAGUUUUUAAUUUACACUAUGGGCAUUUAUCACUACAAAACUCUAAAUUUAUAAAUAACCAUGGCUCAGAUGAGCAAUACCAUUUAUUUUCCUUAAGUAUUAUAAUGUAUGCACACAUCGAAAAUAUAGAGUUUGUUGGUAAUAUUUUUACACCAUUCUUUAGAGCCAGACAAGUGCUUAUUUUUAGAAUAAUAAAUGUAAAUCAGUUUCAAGAUAACAGUGGUGCUUUUAUUGAUUUUAUUGGUAAUGAAUUUUCAAUUUCCAAAUUCACACUUUCAAAAUCCAGUGCCGAUUUCACUUCUUUAUUUUAUAUAAUUGCACAGAGAAGUGUUUGGAUUGAACAAAUAGAAAUAAUGGAUUGUAUUUUACUCCCCAAAUUAAUCUAUAUUAGUGGUCCCCUAGGAGUUCAGGUGCAUUUAGCAAAUUUUACAUUUACAAAUAAUAUUGUUAAUUCGAAUUUAAUUGCCAAAAAAGGAAUUUUUUCCUCCUCCAAUACAAACUCCACAAAUGCAUUUUUGGCAGGAGAUAAUUUAUCACUUUAUUUUUUGGGUAUCAAUGUUAUUAAUAACAAAUUUUCAUCAACAGGUUUAUUUUAUUUAAAAAACUCAAAUUUUACUUUUGAAAAUAGUUUGUUCAAUGAUAAUGUAUUUCAAAAUAACAUGGAUGAUUCGAUAAUGGAUACUUUAUUUACCCGUUGUGACUAUGAUUCAAUGUUGGGACAAGGGUCCACCAGUUUUUUCAAUUUAAUCAUCAAAAACAAUUCUUUUUCAAAUCAGAUUCAAGAUUCAAAUAGUUUAAUAUCAUUAAAUAAUGUUAAUAGUAUUGAUAUUAGUGUUUGUAAUUGGUCAAACAAUUAUUUUCCAAGUAGCAACGGUGGGGUAAUGCGCAUUAAUGAAACUAAAUAUCUUAAUAUUAUGAUGUCAACUUUUUCGGAUAACUUUGCAAACUAUGGUGGCGUUUUCUCUUUUACUUUUUCAAAUUAUAUCUUAAGUAACAUUUUAAAUAAUUCAUUUAUCGGAAACUAUGCAACUAAAAAUGGGGGUGCAUUUUAUUUAGAGGAUUUUCCAUUAGGUGAGCCAAUUUUAAAAAAAAAUAUAUUUAUAAAUAACACAUGUUUAUAUAGUUAUCAAAGCGAUGUUGGUAGUGGUGUUUCAAUUAUAUCACCCAAUAGUUUUAGUUUUAAUAGCGUCAGUUUAUCAAAUGUUCAGUUUUCACUUUGGGAUAAAUCCAAUAAUGUGGCAGUUUUGAUAAAUGGUAUAUACACGGUAAUAAUUCUUAAACCAGAUGAAACUAUUGAUACAGUACCUUGUACGAUUAUCAAUGGAGAAGUUUCUUUUUUCUAUAUAUUCAGAGGCUAUCAAAUCACCUAUCAAGUUUCUUUAAAAGAUUUCCCACGUUUGAAUACAGUUUAUGUAAAGUCUACAGGUUGUUUAGAGUAUCAAAUGAACACAGCAUACACAGGUAGUGAUUUAAACUGUAGCUAUUGUCCAUUUGGUUCAGUUGUUAUACAAUCAUUCACAGAUGCAGAUAACCAAUGUCAAGAUUGUAAUCCAAAUGAAAUAGUGUGUAUUGGGCCAAAUGUUUAUACUUUAGAUAACUAUUAUUUAGUAAAAUCUCCAGAAAAUAAAGUUUAUUCUUGUGCUUUGGAUAUGUGCUUUAAAAAUAAUACUUGUCAACCAAAUGGUCUUUAUACUGGUGACAUGUGCUAUUACUGUUCGGAUAAUUCUAUUGCAAGAAAUGGUAUCCAAUGCUGCUCCACUUUUUUGCCAAUACUUUUGCUCCCACUAGUAUUCAUCUUUAUCUUUUUUGCGUUGUUCUUGUCACUAUUAAAAUAUUCAUCUAGCUCCAUUAUAAAAUCAGUUAUAGUUUUCAUUCAAACCAACUCAGUUGUAUUCUAUUCAUUUGGUGGAAUUUAUUUUUUACCAUUGUUUAGAUUGUCUAUUGAUUAUUUGGAUGGAUAUUGCUAUUUUAAGAAUCUCAACUAUAUAAUUAAAUUAUUAAUUUCAAAUACAAUAAUAAUUAUUCUAUUUAUAGUUAGUGCAAGUAGUUCAUCAGUUUACUUUAUAAAACUUUAUUAUAAAAUAUACUCUUCACGUCCCUCUUCUCCCACCUCCUCGCAUCCAUCAACAAAAGCUAGAUCAUAUAAAAAAAUAAAACAUUAUUUUAAAAUAAUAGCCAAGAAAAGUAAAGGUGCCGAUCAAAUUAAAUCAAAAUGGACUUUAUUUCAAAUAUUUACAAUUCCUAUCCUAUUCAAUUCGAUAUCAGUUUUUAUUUACAAAAAAAUAUCCAGCGACUAUAAAUUGGCAUUAGACCUUUCAAUCAAAGUAGACUUUAAUAGUACAUCCAAGGCCUUUAAAUUAGCUCUGUUUACCUCUGUAGUUAUGUUAUUAUUUGUUUUUAUUGUAAUAAUAGUUUUCUCAAUAAAACUUAUUCAAUUAAAAUUUAUAAAUAAUAAAGAAAGAACCAAAAAAGAAAAGAGAAUAAAUAGUAGUAGCAAGGUCAAAAACAUAUGGUUAAAAUUAAAAUUAAAUAUUUACAUAAUAAUAUCAAAUCAUAAAAAUCAAUACUUAUGGUGGGAUUUAAUAACAUUUUUAAAAUCUUUAAUUUUAAUAUUAUUAUCACUAUUAAUGCUAUUCAAGACUAAGUAUUAUAUGAAUAUAGUUUUAUGGAUCCAAAUCGUUUAUUCUAUAGGUUUCUUUUUAAUAAAUCCAGUAAAAACUCAAUCAUCAGCACAAGAGGAGUUUAAAAUUAUUAAUUUUAUCAACUUAUAUCAAAUUUUCAUUUUCAUUAUUGCAGAAUCACAAUUAUUUAAAAACAUUUAUCCAUACAACUACAAGGGUAUCAUUAUAACGGUUUUAACUUUUACAUUAAUUUUAAUUUUAUCUUUUUAUAAAUUUUUUUUUAAUAAACAUAGAAUUUCAAUUUAA